CCAGUACAGUAGGGGACGGUAUGCACCUUUUACGUUGGUUGCGACCUGCCAUAAAAUAAAAAAGAAGAAAAAGAAUCAUCGUGAAAACUACUCACUCCGGAACCUUUUAAUCAGUGUUUUGUUUCCUAGCGGAGUCUAAGCCCGAACGGACACACGUGUCUGACUUGCUAGAGGAAAACACGACACAUCAUGUAAACUAAUCAAAUAGCGGCAAAUUGACGCAUUAAACUAGUCUUUUUUUGCGAAUAAUGUUAAAUAUUGCUACCAUAGAGUCUUAUACAUAUUAACACAUCUGAUUAAGCCUCGCGUGUACGCGCACACACGACCAUGAAGAUCAAGCGACAAAAGCAAGCCAAGAAAACCCUAUCAUUUUACAAAUAUAAUUUUAGCUUCAGGGAACCUUAUCAGGUUCUCAUUGACGGAACUUUUUGCCAGGCUGCGUUGAAGAACAAGAUUCAAAUCAAGGAGCAAAUACCGAAAUAUCUAAUGGGCGAAGUGCAGCUGUGCACCACCAACUGUGCUCUGAAGGAACUGGAAACUCUGGGGAAAGAACUCUAUGGGGCAAGAGUCAUUCUGCAGCGGUACCAAGUGAGGAGAUGUCCACAUUUCAAGAACCCUGUUCCUGCUUCCGAGUGUCUGCUGUCCAUGCUGGAGGAGACCAACCCACAUCACUACUUUGUCGCCACACAGGACCGCACGCUAACAACGGGCCUGAAGAAGAUCCCCGGCGUGCCUCUGCUCUACAUCAUCGUCAACACCAUCGUGCUGGACAAACCUGACCAGCUGUCGCUCGACCACGUCCAGGCCGUGCAGCUGGGGGAGCUGGUGAGCCCCAGCCAGCAGCAGAACCUCCGCAGCAUGAAGAAGGAGCAGGGCAUUGUCGCUCGGAAGGACGGGGACAGACGCGGGAAGAAGAGGAAACGGCCCAACCCCAACCCUUUGAGCUGCCUGAAAAAGAAGAAGAAAGGCGUGCCCACACCUCCGCUUAAAAAUAGCGAAGAGGGUCGGAAGCGGCGCCGACACAAGAAGAGUAGAACAGAGGGAGGUGAUGCACCGUAGAAUUAUUUACCGCUAACAUGAGUACUGAAAAUGUUUAUUUUCAUGGCAACAUAUUACAUACAGUACAUAUGCAUCAUCUACUUUGCUAACAACUCCAACAAUAAAUCAACACACGAUCCUUUUACAUAUUUUGACAUUUUAUGUCCUUUUUUUUGCCUUGUUUAACUUAUCCCAACGCAUUAAAUAUCCUCUAAUGUGUCCUAUACAUUUUGGAGUGGUUGUCAUGUGACCGUUUGGCGUGGGUGAUAACAGCAAUAUAUAAUGUUCCAUACAGUUUGCUGAUAUGUUUUUUUCACUGGAGUUUUUUUUUAACAUUUUUGAAUUACUUUGAUUCUGCCUUUAAUUUAUUAUCCAUCCAUUUUCACCCCUUGUCCCAUUCGGGACAUUGGAACUAUUUAACUGGCCUCAACAAAAUUGACAGGAUCUUGGGUUUGGGGGAACCUGCUGUCGUUACAAAGCGGUUGUUGCUGGACACACGACAAACUAUUGGGAGAAGAAGGAGUGCCGCGUGCCUGGCGACCCUUUUCUGUCGAGGACGUGAAGAUAUCCACCUAUUCGGAAUUAUGAAAACAGGACAUCUGCUGAUUGGAGUAAGCGUUGCUCUGGUGUGUCGACAAAUUGGAAGUUGCUGGCAGUCUUCAAAGUAACCCAAAGCUGCCACAAACGAUUGGAGGAUGCGGGAAGAACUGUGGAUUACAUCGGACUGUCUAACCCGCAGGUUUUGAGGACCAGUCAUAGACAAUUUAGAGUGAAAAGCAAGUUUUAUUUUCACUCGCAUACAAAAUCAUUCUGGCUUGGAUUGUUUCCCUGGCUUCGAGACUCUCCCGAAGAACAGCGCAGCGAAGACACAACAAACUCCCUUCUUGUCUCUCAUGGACACACACCUGUUGUUGUUGACUUUGGACGAGACGGCACAAUGCAUCGGAGCCGCGGAACAGAGACACGCUGCGGGCUUAUACACACACAUCCACAAAAAAUAUACGCCACGCAUACACCCCCCGCCCCAAACCCAACGCCUUCGACGCAAUUCCCGUAGGGGUGAUGAAUGGAUGGUCAGCGCCUGAGAGCUGCGGCCUACCACCAUCACCUUAACCUGCCUUCCCUCUGUUGCUAGAUAUCUCGAGAUGCAUGUUGUAAAAUGUAUAUGUGCUUUGCUAUGGAGGUUUUUUUCCCACUCCGAACUGGGCCCCCUUAGGAGCCCAGUCUGGAUUGUAUUUUUAUUACUCAUCCUUCCCCAGCGUUUACCUUUUUCCCAUCUUUUGCGGGGUGCCUUAUGGCGACCCAUCAGCGUUCUUGUUCUGUAACCCUGUACACUGUUUUAUUGUCUAAUCUUGAACAGGUUUGUGCUGAAAACAAAGUUUUGUUGUACUUGUGCAAUGACAAUAAAGACCUAUCCUAUGAUUAUAAUCUGAACAAAA
Molecule: messenger RNA, 2477 nt
Organism: Nerophis ophidion (straightnose pipefish)
Lineage: Eukaryota; Metazoa; Chordata; Actinopteri; Syngnathiformes; Syngnathidae
Gene: utp23
Product: UTP23 small subunit processome component
Exons: 3
Coding region: 328-1059 (243 amino acids)
Cellular component (GO): nucleolus; small-subunit processome
Molecular function (GO): small ribosomal subunit rRNA binding
Source: RefSeq, a predicted model, not a curated record